This is a messenger RNA of Rangifer tarandus platyrhynchus (Svalbard reindeer), 2118 nucleotides long. Lineage: Eukaryota; Metazoa; Chordata; Mammalia; Artiodactyla; Cervidae. The record is from the annotation of a GenBank genome assembly.
AUGAGCCAUGGUGAGCACAGCGGGUGCCUGCGGCAGGGUCUGGGGUCCAUCUGGGAGCAACUCCCCCGUCAGCCCCAAAGGCGAACCCCAAGGUACCUUCUCGUAGAGCGGACAGACAGCAGCCCCUCAUCCGAGGCCUCACCACCCUCCCAGCUGAGCACCGUCGCCCCGGAGGACCUGGGGCUCCUAGAGGAAGAGUUGGCCAGCCCUGAGUCCCUGAGCCCAGAGGAGGUCUCAGAGAAGGAUGCGUGCAGCCACCUGCCGUCCGAUGCAUCCAACCCAGAGCAGGGCACCCCGAAGCACUGGAAGCAGCUGGAGAAGUGGGUGGCCAGCCUGCAGGCCGAGGUGGCGUCCCUGCGGGGACACAGGGUCCGCUGCGAGCAUGCCACGCUGAGCCUGCUGCGGGAGCUGCUGCAGGUGCGGGCCUGCCUGCAGCUGCAGGACGCACAGCUGAAGAGGCUGCAGCUGGAGGCGCGGCAGGCGGUUUCAGCCCCUGAGAAGGAAGCCGUCCAGCUCCCUGGCCCACAGCAGCAGAAUCAGAUGCAGGCUCUGGACAAGAGGCUGGUGGAAGUCCGGGAGGCCCUGACCCAGAUCCGGAGGAAGCAGGCACUCCAGGACUCCGAGCGGAAGGGCGCUGAGCAGGAGACUAGCCUCAGGCUGUCCGAGCUGACCGGGAAGCUGAAGCAGGAGGAGCAGGACCGCGAGGUGGCCUGCGGGGCCCUGCAGAAGAGCCAGGAGGAGGCGGGCCAGAAGCUGGACCACCAGGUGGCCAGGAUGCAGGCCCAGAUGACCAAGCUGGGGGAGGAGAUGAGCCUCCGCUUCCUCAAGAGGGAGGCCAGGCUGUGCGGCUUCCUGCAGAAGAGCUUCCUGGCCCUGGAGAAGAGGAUGAAGGCCUCGGAGAGUGCACGGCUGCGGGAAGAGAGCGCCCUGCGGGAGGAGCUGGAGGGCAAGUGGCAGCAGCUGCAGGAGCUGGACAUGGAGCGUGUGCGGGCCCAGCAGGGCCAGUGCCAGGAAGAGUGCCACCUCCUGGAGCAGUGCCGGGGCCUGGACAAGGCCGUGGUCCAGCUGACUGAGUUCGUGCAGCAGAACCAGGUGUCACUCAACCGCGUCCUGCUGGCAGAGCAGAAGGCCUGGGAUGCCAAGGGUCAGUUGGAGGACAGCCGGGCUGGGGAGCUGGCCACCUACCUGCAGGAGAACCUAGAGGCCAUGCAGCUGGCUGGGGAGCUGGCCCAGCAGGAGACACACGGCGCCCUGGAGCUGCUCCGAGAGAAGAGCCAGGCCCUGGAGGUGUCCGUGGCCGAGCUGGUCAGGCAGGUGAAGGACCUGAGUGACCACUUCCUGGCCCUGAGCUGGCGGCUGGACCUGCAGGAGCAUACACUGAGCGUGCGGCUGCGGGAGGCGAGUAAUGAGUGGGAAGCUGCAGAGCAGCGGUGGCGGGAAGGCCUGAUACGCUGUCGAGAGGAGGCGGAGACGCACCUGCGGGAGGUGCAGGAGCGACUGGACCGCCUGCCCCAGCAGAUAGAGGCAGUCACUGACAAGUGUGUGCUUCACAAGAGCGACUCGGACUGCAAGAUCUCUGCCGAGGCCACAGCCAGAGAGCUGGCGGUCGAGGCCGUGAGGCAGGAGCUGGCUGCCCUGCUGUCCUCCGUGCAGCUGCUCAGAGAGGGCAACCCCGGGCGCAAGAUCGCCGAGAUCCAGGGCAAGCUGGCCACGUUUCAGAACCAAAUGAUGAAACUGGAGACAAGCAUCCAGGACAACAAGACCAUCCAGAAUCUCAAGUUUAAUACAGAAACCAAGCUGCGCGCGGAGGCGAUGGCCACCCUGCGGGAGAGCGUGCUGCGCCUGUGGAGCGAGGAGGGCCCCUGGGCCCCGACGCUGGGCAGCAGGAGGGGCCCCAUGUCCCUGGGGCGGCAGCAGCUCUUUGUCAAGGAGGUGGCCCCUGACAACGUGGUCCCUGUGAACCGCUGGGGCGUGUAUCAGGCCGUGAGGUGGCUACAGUGGAAGGCGGUUCUCAUGAAUCUGACAUCCCAGCAGACGCCCAGCAGUGCGGCCCAGGAGAAGCCCCUCGGCCAGAAGCCUGCCCGCCGACUCUCGUCCCUGCCCGUUCCCCAGAAAUAA